Molecule: messenger RNA, 1167 nt
Organism: Helianthus annuus (common sunflower)
Lineage: Eukaryota; Viridiplantae; Streptophyta; Magnoliopsida; Asterales; Asteraceae
Product: probable membrane-associated kinase regulator 4
Exons: 1
Coding region: 100-1068 (322 amino acids)
Cellular component (GO): plasma membrane
Molecular function (GO): kinase inhibitor activity
Source: RefSeq, a predicted model, not a curated record
UUCUCUACUUUAAGCCUUUAAAUGAUGCUCUUGAGUCUUGACACACACCCUUCACAUCCACUCAAAAACACCUAAACACACACACACACAUUGCACAAAAUGGCAGCAAAUCUUUUAUCAUGCAAUUAUGAAGAUGAAGAAUUCAUAGAUAUGGAAGUAAGUUCAUCAUUAUGUUCAAAUUCACUAUCAAAAAGCAGAGAAUUUGAAUUUCAAAUGACAACUAAUUCCAUUGCUCAUUCAAAUUCACCUGCUGAUGAGCUUUUUUACAAAGGCAGACUCCUUCCACUUCACCUUCCUCCUAGAGUGCAAAUGGUGAAAUCUCUUCUACAAAAUGCUACAUAUAAAGAAGAUGAAGAAUUCAUUACAUUUUCUACACCAAUGGUCCAAUCAUGCAACAUAUCUCCUACUGAAUCUUGCAGGGCCAGUACCGAACUAGGCCCGGACGAAUAUUUCUUCGAAUGGUCAACCGGAUUCAUCGCUGAUCACCCGAAGAAGUACCAUGGUCCAUGGUCAAAGAAGCUUAAGUUAAUCAAAAAAUGUUCAAUAACUCAAAAGCUUAAAGCUUCAAGAUCUUUUCUCAAAUCUUUGUUUAACAAAUCUGGUUGUAAUUCUAAUGGAUACCCAUGUGCUAAACAAGAAGUUGAACAAGACUGUGAUCAAAAUUUCUUCCAGAAGUACUUGAAAGUGAGUAAAAAAAGUGGUAUUGAGCAAAUUCAAACAGGAAAAUACCCAACAUUGGCAAAUGUCUUAAAGGGUAUUGAAGAACAAGGGAAUGAGGAUGUUUUUGAUAGUAAUUGCAACCACAGGAAGUCUUUUUCAGGGGCAAAUAAGAGAAAGUGUUCACAUUCUUCAACAUCAUCUUCUUCUUCUUCUUCUUCAUCUGCUUCUGGUUCUGGUUCUGGAUCAUCAUCUUCAUCAUCUUCUUUUAAUUAUUCUAACGGGCUUUUUGAAUUACAGUUGGUUAAGAGGAAUAGUAGUGCUGAUUCAGAGGUUGAAGGUUCAAUUGAAGCAGCCAUUGAUCACUGUAAAAAAUCCCAACAGGUUUUGAAUUCAAGAAGUCCUGUGUAAUGAUCAAUGUUGUUGAAACCAUUUUUUUCUGUUUAAAUUUUAUUUUCUUUGUUUUAUGAUGAUAUUAUCAUAUAGUGGUCUCAGCAUUUGCUUUUUGAA